Messenger RNA from Pogona vitticeps (central bearded dragon), 2842 nucleotides. Lineage: Eukaryota; Metazoa; Chordata; Lepidosauria; Squamata; Agamidae. The record is from RefSeq and is a predicted model, not a curated record.
AAAGUCUGAUGUAAUAUGUUGUGGAUUCUGAGCCUGCUUUCUUUCCUAUUCAUCUCCCUGGCAGGUAUCUGUGUGGCUGACCCAUAUGAAAUAACAGUAAUGACGAAAUUCUUUAUUGAUCUGCGGGUGCCUUACUCGGUAGUGAGAAAUGAGCAGGUAGAGAUUCGGGCUGUUCUCUACAACUAUGCAGCGCAGGAUAUCAGGGUGCGGGUGGAGCUGAUGCAUAACCCUGCUUUCUGCAGCGCUUCCUCUGCCAAGCAACGCUACCGACAAGAGUUUAGAAUUGGAAGACAGUCGUCCCGGGCGGUGUCAUUUGUGAUUGUCCCACUGGAAUUAGGGAUCCACGACAUGGAGGUCAAAGCAGCUGUCUGGGGUGUGAUGGUGUCUGAUGGUGUGAAGAAGAAGCUGAAGGUUGUGCCUGAAGGAAUUCAGAAGAAGCUUACGACUGUCAUUGAACUGGAUCCAGCUACACAAGGAAAUGGUACAAUGCAGAGAGAGGAAGUCAAAGCCAAUGAUUUAAGUGAUAUGGUUCCUGGCACAGAGCCUGAGACCAAAAUUAGUGUCCAAGGUGACCCUGUGGCUCAGAUUGUUGAAGACUCAAUUGAUGGAACCAAUCUGGAACAUCUCAUCAUAACCCCUUCCGGCUGUGGGGAGCAGAACAUGAUCAGAAUGACACCAACCGUUAUCGCCACUCACUACCUUGACGCCACAGGCCAAUGGGAGAAGCUUGGGGUGGAUCGGAGAAAUCAUGCACUCAGCCAGAUCACGAAAGGUUAUACCCAGGAGUUGGCAUAUAAGAAACCAGACCAUUCGUAUGCCGCAUAUAUAGGACGCACAUCUAGUACUUGGCUAACAGCGUACGUUGUAAAGGUCUUUGCCAUGGCUGCUAAAGUUGUGUCUACCAUUAGCAAGGAUGUCAUUUGUGGAGGGGUAAAGUGGUUGGUUCUGGAGAGGCAAAAGCCAGAUGGGGUUUUCCAAGAAGUUGCCCCUGUGCUCAGUGGAACAAUGACGGGAGGCUAUAAUAAAGGUGACGCUGCUGAACCAGAGGUGGCAUUAACAGCUUUUGUCCUGAUUGCGCUGCUGGAGUCCAAAGAGAUCUGCAGAGACCGCAUCAAUUUAGGUGGGAAUCGUUGGGAAGAAUAUGGUGCUCACACCUACAACAUUGAAGGUACCUCCUAUGGCUUGCUGGCUUUGUUGAAAAUGAAGAAAUAUGAGGCUACUACACCCAUAGUCAAAUGGCUGGUAGCGCAGAAGUAUUAUGGGGGAACAUAUGGACACACUCAGUCGACCGUCAUGGUCUUCCAAGCACUUGCCCAGUAUGAAAUUGACGUUUCCAUUCAUAAGGACCUGAACUUGGAUGUUUCUGUUCAGUUGCCAGAGCGCAAUGCACCAAUUACUUAUAGGAUUAACUACGAGACUGCUCUCCUGGCCCGAACAGCGGAGACUAAGCUCAAUCAAGGCUUCACCGUACAAGCAUCAGGCCGAGGAAAAGCCACUAUGACUAUUGUGACAAUGUACAAUGCAAAGAUGCAAGAAAAUUCAGUUCAGUGCAAGAAAUUCAGUCUUGAUGUUAGUGUUGAAACUCUUCAGUUGGAUCAGAAGCAAUCCAAGGGAGCCUCAGAGGCUGUCAAAAUCAAAAUCUGCACCAGGUAUCUUGAUAAUCAUGAGGAUGCCACAAUGACAAUCAUUGAUGUUUCCAUGCUCACUGGUUUUGCCCCUGAUACGGAUGAACUUAAGAGGCUUUCUGAAGGAGUCGACAGAUACAUCUCCAAGUUUGAAGUUGACAACGUUAUGACUGACAGAGGGAACCUCAUCAUUUAUUUGGACAAGGUCUCCCACAGGGAGGAUGAAUGCCUAGUAUUUAAAGCUCUCAAGUAUUAUGAAGUUGGUCUCGUACAGCCAGGAUCAGUCAAGGUGUACAGCUAUUAUAAUCUAGAUGAGGAGUGUACCAAAUUCUACCAUCCAGCCAAAGGAAGUGCCAUGCUCAGUAAGAUAUGCCAUGGGGAUGUUUGCCGGUGUGCAGAAGAAAGCUGCUCAUUGCUCAGCAAGAUGAAGGAAGAUAUUAAUCUGCAGAUUCGAGUUGAAUUAGGCUGCAAGCCAGAAGUAGACUAUGUGUACAAAACCAAGCUGAUUCGAAUAGAAGAAGACAGUGGUUAUGACAACUACUUCAUGGAAGUUGUGGAAGUUAUUAAAGGAGGGAGUGACCCAAAUCCAGCAGCCAGUCCUCGCAAGUUUAUCAGUCAGAUGAAAUGUAGAGAAUCCCUCCACCUGCAGGAGAACAAGGACUAUCUGAUCUGGGGUCUCAGCACUGAUAUGUGGCCAACAAAAGAUACUAUUAACUACUUGAUCAGCAAGGAUACCUGGAUUGAGAGAUGGCCAGAUGAUGAUGAAUGCCAAGAGGAAGAAUUCCAGAAUUUGUGUAAUGACUUCAUUCAGUUUUCCAGCAUACUGACCAUUUUGGGCUGCCAGAGCUAAUGGUGAAAGCAUCUGUGUAAUGCAUCAUGUGGGCUUUUGACCCAUCAUUUGGAUGUUAUCCUUUUUCCUGAAGUUCUAACUUGCCGUAAUUUUUUAUUACCCAUUUUGUUUUCCAGAUUAUUUGUAAUAAAGAACUGAUUUCUUACUGGGCUGUUUCAAUCCAGUUCACAAAUCAGAUAGUGUGUAGAAAAGUAUCUCUAUUGGGGAAUGUUUGCACAGGAUGUUUUAUAAAAAUGUGCGUAUUUCAAAUAUAUGCACAUAAGUGUAUACAGUAUAAAUUUGGACAAGUGUGUACAAAAUUGUGUUAUGUAUGGGAAAGCGCAUACACGUGUUUUCUUUUUUUCUUAUUAAAAAAUUUAAAAUUGUU